This is a messenger RNA of Arabidopsis thaliana (thale cress), 722 nucleotides long. Its product is annotated as Acyl-CoA N-acyltransferases (NAT) superfamily protein. The record is from RefSeq and is marked reviewed. Gene Ontology annotation, molecular function: protein-lysine-acetyltransferase activity; protein heterodimerization activity; N-acetyltransferase activity. The coding region runs from base 18 to 611 and encodes 197 amino acids. NCBI's taxonomy places the organism in Eukaryota, Viridiplantae, Streptophyta, Magnoliopsida, Brassicales, Brassicaceae. Gene Ontology annotation, cellular component: cytoplasm; chloroplast. The transcript has a single exon.
AAAAAAUAGUGUAUACCAUGUUUCUCGGAGGCACAAUCUCCACUCCUCCAGCUUCUCUCCGGUUAAGGUCCACAUUAAACCCACAAAACGCAGUCACACAAUCAUCAUCACAAGCGACGUUUCCAGCUGCAAUGCAACGAAAGCCACCAAGUUACUCAAUCAGCGACGAAGAUCUCGAAUCCAGAGGCUUUCUUCUCCGUCGAACAACAGAAGGACUUAACUUAGACCAGCUGAAUUCAGUCUUUGCAGCCGUGGGAUUCCCUCGUCGUGACACGGCGAAAAUCGAGGUGGCGUUGCAGCACACAGACGCGUUGCUUUGGGUAGAGUACGAGAAAACGCGGAGGCCUGUAGCGUUUGCGAGAGCAACCGGUGACGGAGUUUUCAAUGCGAUCAUAUGGGAUGUUGUGGUUGAUCCAUCGUUUCAAAGCUGUGGACUUGGGAAGGCGGUGAUGGAGCGGUUGAUUGAGGAUUUACAGGUGAAAGGGAUUUGUAACAUUGCUCUGUAUUCAGAGCCUCGAGUUCUCGGGUUUUAUCGCCCGCUUGGGUUCGUCUCUGACCCGGAUGGGAUCAAAGGAAUGGUUUUUAUACGCAAACAGAGAAACAAGAAAUAAAAAGUUUGAAACUUUAUAAAUUUUAAUUUCGUAAAUGCACAGAUUACAAUGUCUCUUUAACUACACUUUCUUGUACAAGCUAAGAGAGUAAUGAGAAGCACUUCUUCGUCU